UUUAUCAGCUCAUAUACCCUUAAUAGCAUCUGCAUAACUCCUGCGAGGAAUUCGGUAAACUUCUAACUCGCAUCGCGAGCCUUCCAGUAGUAGAUAGCCAGCAAUUCAUAAUUGAAACGAUACAUACCACGCAAUUAUGUACUCUGUAUAUAGUUGAAAGGAAUGUACUCAGAGUUUCGUCGAUUGCCGAAGGCCGCUGCGGAUGUCUCCCGACAGCCGGCGGCGUAUACGCUGCUGUUGCCACGCCCUGGACUUCGAACUGGUUACGUAGUAUACCAACGUAGCGUCGUAGGGCCUGGCGACUCGCGAUUGACAUCGCAGCGGCGUACGGUCGCCGCCCACUUCCUACGAAACGGUCGCGGCUCACCUGUGAGCGCAGAACCACCUCUGCAAUCCACCUCCAGCUUGUCGCCGCAGCAUCAGGCGUCCGGGCAGCAUUUGCCGGAGGAGACUGUGGGACAGCAUGAAGGGCAGCAGCAGCAGCAGCAACAGCAGCUGUCAGAGACUCUAUCAGAGGAGCCGCAGCACGAGCAGCAAGGAGAGUGGGAGCAAGCAGCCCUAGCUGCACACCAGGGGGCUUCCCAGGACCCCUCCUUUACCUCCUCGUACCCUGCCGCUUCCCAAACGUACGGCAAUCAGGGCGCCGCUGUAGGGUCCACCGAGGCCAGCAGCGGUGCUGGCGGCGGCAAUGACGCCCAGCAUGCACGGCCUAGUGUACUGCUACCCACGCCGACAACCGCCAUCGGCGGCGGCGGUGGCGCUGCUGCCGUCGGCGUAGCUGGCGGAGGUGCUUCUGGGUUCCAGCAGGGAAGCGUUCCUGGCUUGUUCGCCUCCGCAGCCGCAGCUGUCGCUGUGGCGGCUUACGUGUAUACCCGUGUGAUGAGGAAGAAGAAGGUACCUCCCAGCGGUGAGGGUCCGGCUGUUGCUGCCGCCGGUAAGGCCACCUCCUCCAAGGCGCCAUCAGCGGCGGCGAAGGGAGCAGCCAAGCCCGGCGGUAGCGGUAGCGGCAGUGGUGGCAGUGGCGGCGGCGGUCGAGGCAGCAGCCUUUUCCGUACGACACGCUCUCCACAACCUGUCGCCGACGCCGCUGCAGCAGCAG
Astrephomene gubernaculifera is the source of this 1099-nucleotide messenger RNA. The record is from the annotation of a GenBank genome assembly. Lineage: Eukaryota; Viridiplantae; Chlorophyta; Chlorophyceae; Chlamydomonadales; Astrephomenaceae.